Messenger RNA from Paramormyrops kingsleyae, 999 nucleotides. NCBI's taxonomy places the organism in Eukaryota, Metazoa, Chordata, Actinopteri, Osteoglossiformes, Mormyridae. The record is from RefSeq and is a predicted model, not a curated record.
AUGGAGCAGUUCGACAGCCUGCUAAGUAGAGUGGGACCUAGCAUCACUAAGAUGCGGACAAAUUACCGAGAGUCAAUUCCUCCAACGCAGCGUCUGGCAAUUUGCUUGAGAUACCUUGCAACUGGAGACUCCUACACCACCAUUGCCUCCAGUUACCGGGUGGGCAUCUCCACUGUGGCAGAGAUUGUGCCAGAUGUGUCCAAAGCCAUUUGGGACAGCCUGGUACAUGAAUAUCUGCCAGUACCAACUACUUCUCUUUGGCAGGAGAUUGCUCUUGGCUUCAAGGAGAGGUGGAACUUCCCCAAUUGUGUGGCAGCAAUGGAUGGGAAGCAUGUGGUGAUCCAAGCACCACAUAAUUCUGGUUCCCAGUAUUUCAAUUACAAGGGAACAUACUCCAUUGUACUUCUGGCGGUUGUGGAUGCAAGGUACCUUUUUAGGGUGGUGGAUGUUGGAGCUUUUGGUCGGAGCAGUGAUGGAGGGACCCUUGCUGCAUCCACCUUUGGAGAAGCCCUGCGUGAAGGGAGGCUGGAUUUGCCUGAGGAUUCUCCUCUCCCAGGUGCUGACCACCUAGGACCCAUGCCCCAUGUUUUUGUGGGAGAUGAGGCUUUUCCCCUGAGGAGGAAUGUUUUGAGACCCUACCCCGGAAGAAACCUCUCCCAGCCAAAGAGGAUUUUCAACUACCGCCUUUCACGUGCCAGGAGAGUUGUUGAAAAUGCCUUUGGCAUUCUUGCUGCACAGUGGAGGAUCUACCACCGGGUAAUUGGAGUGUGCCCUGUAAAUGUCAUUGUCAAAGCAACAGUGGCCCUUCACAACUUCCAGAGGUGGAAUUAUCUACCAGAAGCUCCCAUCUCACAAGAAGAGAAGAUCCCUUCACUUCAACCUGUGAGAAGAGUGGGAGCCAACAACUCCACCCAAGAGGCCAUAGCUGUACGGGAGGCCUUCAAAAGCUACUUCUGCUCAGCCGCUGGAGGGGUGCCCUGGCAGUACACUACAGUCUGA